Messenger RNA from Penicillium chermesinum, 711 nucleotides. Its product is annotated as esterase/lipase family protein. The coding region runs from base 1 to 711 and encodes 236 amino acids. Lineage: Eukaryota; Fungi; Ascomycota; Eurotiomycetes; Eurotiales; Aspergillaceae. The transcript is spliced from 2 exons. Gene Ontology annotation, molecular function: lipase activity. The record is from RefSeq and is a predicted model, not a curated record. Gene Ontology annotation, biological process: lipid catabolic process.
AUGCUGUCAAUUAGCCGGUUAACCGUUGCGGCCCUGCUGGGCGCGUCAACCGCGUUCGCGUCCGCAAUCAACGACUACUCUUGUGAGAGCUCGUCCAACCCCGUGGUUCUCCUGCACGGCCUCGGCGCCACAUACUACGAGGACCUGAACUUCUUGCAAUUCUGGUUGCAGAACGAUGGCUACUGUACCUACUCUCUUACCUAUGGCGCCUACGAAGGCUUCCCGUUUGUCGGCGGCCUGAAGCCAAUCAAAGAGUCGGCCCCCGAGAUCGCUGCAUUCAUCAAGGAAGUUGUGCAGAAGACUGGCAAGAGUAAGGUCAACCUAGUCGGCCACUCCGAGGGAGCCUUCCAGAGCCUCUACGUCCCCAAGUUCGAGGGCGUCCUGGACACGGUGGGAUGCGGUGCUUGCAACGACCUUGGCCCCGACGGCGCUGCGGUGGACCGAUUGAAUGAUGGUACUCCUAUUUUACAACCUGGCAACGAGAUCACGGUCAUUGCUUCAAAGUCCGAUGAGCUCGUUACGCCUCCCGAGACUGCUUUCAUCCACGAGGCUGGAGUCAAGAACACUUGGAUCCAGGACACUUGCCCGCUUGAUCCUGUGGGGCAUAUCGGAGAGGCGUAUGACUUGAACGUAUGGAACUUGGUCAAGAAUGCGCUGGACUCAACACCUGACCGCAAAUUCGUCUGUGUGCUGGGUUCGCCUGGGAAAUAA